Molecule: messenger RNA, 2532 nt
Organism: Symsagittifera roscoffensis
Lineage: Eukaryota; Metazoa; Xenacoelomorpha; Acoela; Convolutidae
Product: transmembrane protein 168-like
Exons: 3
Coding region: 73-2223 (716 amino acids)
Biological process (GO): intracellular signal transduction; lipid metabolic process
Molecular function (GO): phosphatidylinositol-4,5-bisphosphate phospholipase C activity
Source: RefSeq, a predicted model, not a curated record
UGUUGAUGUCAGUUUUGAAGAUGUGUUAAGAAGCAGAAUAUGUAAAGCCGGUGCACAAAAAGCAUCUCCUCGAUGAGCUACAUCGUCAAUGUCGGAAUCAGUUCGCUCUGUGGUCCAGACGCAAAUUUUUACUCCAGAAAACAGCAAAUGGACGUGAAAGUUUAUUACCUGGUGAAGACUAUCCGCUACCUAGCAGACGUUUUGUUGCUGGCUGCUCUGUCGGUAGCACUGUACAACCAGUGGGAACUGACUAAUGACGUCACAAUCUCAAUCUUAGCCAUGAUGAGCUGCUUUGUGUUCCCAGUGUCCAUAGCAUUCAGUUACUAUUUCCAGAUGCAGCCAGUCAGCCAAGUAAUCUACUCUUUGUGGGUUGGAGCUCUGAUUGGUGUCAAUGUUUUCCUCUCUCGUGAGACGGAGAAGAUCUACCCACCCACCCAGCAGCACCAGAAACAGACAACAGAACCCCUUUUUAGCUGGGAGUUUGGCAAACAGCUGGUAGACGGGAUCCUUGUUGUUCAUAUAAUAGUCUUCAUCAUAUACAGUUUCACAGAACGGGUGACUGGCUUGACUCAGUUUGACACCAAAUGGAUCCACGAGACACAGCUCUUCGUACUCAUAGGCUUCGGAGUAGCAGGAACCAUCUCAGAUCUGUACCUCGACGUUUGUUUGUACCUCAUAGCAUUGGCAGUAACUAUAAUAGCCAUUAGGAUGAAAUCCUAUUGGGCACUUGCUAACCUGGCCUCGCUUCUCGCAAUUUCGAAUUGCUGCUUCUUCCCCGCGCUAAAUAUAUCGCCAAAUAGUUUGCUUAUAAUAGCAUUCAUAACGGGGCUAGUUACGGGUCCAAUCCUUGACUUGUACUUCAACCCCAGCUCGGUUUUCGACCGCUAUAUGCCUUUGUUCAAAGUGAAAUACUUGCUAAAGUUGCUGCUAGUUGUCCUAAUAAUGUGCCUGCAGUUGAUAUUUUUCACGAUUUGUGCGAAAACUGUGAUGUCUGGUGAGCGAAUCUACGUCACCAUCCCGGGAUUCAUAGUGUUCGGAUUCCUGUGGGUUUGCUUUCACUUAGUUUACUUCCUUACUAUGUGGAACCUUAUGAAUCGAGUGACGGAUUGCAUGCCACAUAUUUCGAAACUAGACGAAAACACAAACGCGAGGUUGAGUAAAGUUAUGGCUUCGAAAGGCAUGCGCUACUAUUGCAUAAUCUCACAGCGGUUAGUAACCAUGGCGGUAUUGACUUCAGUGCUUUUAGGAGGUGUUGCAUGGCAAGCGAACACGACUUACAUGUCUCUUUUCUUGGUCAUUCUCCCUAUUGAAUGUCUGAGUUUGUCUCUUUUGAAUGAACUUAGCUGCACUGUUGGGGGAACUUGCGUUGGUUAUGCUUUGAUAGCCCCAAACAAUAUUUACAGAAACGAUGGAAAUGUGACUCCGCUGCCGCAGAAUCACGUGCAGGACUUGAAUGUUAGAACGACAGAGCUUCUAGUAGCAAUUCAAAACUUUUUCCGAGAUCACUUGAUUGACAUGUAUGGAUGCGAUUAUAGCGUGAAUGGAUUAGAGCCAAAAAUUAUGGAAAAUAAAGUGAAGGCUCUUUUCGGAAGUAGUACAACUGAUGGAAUAAAGUAUGACUCUUAUAUUUUAUACUAUAGUGGACAUACAUACCAAAACGGAGACUGGGCCAUGAAUGAUGGAACGGCCGUUACGCUAUCGAACAUUCUUGAUUGGUGGCGCGAAAAAAUGGACGAUAAGUCCUCACGUUUGAUCAUUAUGGUAGACUCCAUAAAUGGGCAUCAGUGGAAAAAGAGUGUGAAAAAUUGUAAAAAUGUUUGCGUUGGGCUGCAAUCGAUUCAGAUUCCGAGAAAUAAGAAAAGGGAUGUGGACAUCGGGCUUAAAACAGGAGAGUUUACCCGAGAUUGGAUUGCGUUUAACUCUACAAACCAGACGAAAGAUAUCAACGGCCUGAGUAUUCCAGAGUUUGCCUAUUAUACCGUAUCGUCAUUAUGGAGUGACUAUACUUUCAAAAUGCCGAGCGAUGCAGAUAUCAUGAGUCAUUCUCAGCUCCAUUUUCCGAGGUUCACGUGGCCGUUUAUCAAAAUUGUGAGCUGUCCCUACUGGUCGAUAAACUUGCUGUUUUGCGAGCCGCUGAUUUCAGUGCUGCGUAGACUCAAAAUGCAGUGGCUGCCGCCUAAAAUUUUAGAUACGGGUCACGGGUUUUAUUUAGUGAGCUCUUGAAUAAUUAAGUUUUAGAGGCUGUUCUCAUGACAGAAAGUCCAAAUUGCAGGUUCAGUGCAAAUUAAAGUUAGUGUUUUUCACUCUUAAUUACAGAUUUUUUUCUGACUGAAUUCUGUUUCAAUUGUUUAUUUGCUGCUAGUCGGUCAUUAUGUCAUGAGCGAUUCCUCGUAAAUUUAAAUCAUCGCUGUUAUUAUUAGUAUGAAUCAAAAAUUGUUUCUCCUAUUUUCAUUUUACGGCCGUUAAAAGGUCGCUGUUGUGUAUUUAUGAUAAAAAAAUAAUUGAUAAAUUUUCCUAUAUGAAGAUUCUGCU